This is a messenger RNA of Triticum turgidum subsp. durum (durum wheat), 366 nucleotides long. The record is from the annotation of a GenBank genome assembly. Lineage: Eukaryota; Viridiplantae; Streptophyta; Magnoliopsida; Poales; Poaceae.
AUGGACGGAGCAAUCGAGGAGCCUCUCCACAAGGACUAUUACAAAGUUCUGGAGGUCGAUUACGAUGCAUCUGACGACAACAUCAAACUGAGUUAUAGAAGAUUAGCGCUGAAGUGGCACCCCGACAAGCAUAAGGGCGAGGAUGAUGUCACAGCUAAAUUUCAGGAGAUCAACGAGGCUUACAAAAUUUUAAGUGAUCCAGUUACACGGCUUGAGUACGACUUUUCUGGCUGUUACGAGGUCAAUCAAUAUACUGCACGUGAGUACCUUUCAAGAUUUAAGGGAAUGAUACUUACCUGCAAUGGCCUUGGCAUAGAGCAUUCUUCAAAAUGGGCACGACAUUUGAGGGAAUGGGAGCCCCAUUGA